UUGGAGGGUGUGCACAGUGUUAGAGACUAGUAUGCAGUGAAGAUGGAGAAAAGUGGUCAAAAUAUAUUUGAAGGCAGGGCCCUUAGGAUUUGUUGAUGGAUUGGCUGGGAGGGGACACAAGGGAAGAGGUAGAGGAUGGCUCCCAAACUCGUAGCUUUAGUAUCUAGUGGAUAAUGGUGCCAUUUCCUGAAGCAGGGUCCAGGGGAGACCACGUUUUUAGGGAAAAUCAAGAAUUUGGGCGUGACAAAUUUCAGAUGCCUAUGAGACAUCUAAGAGAAGCCAGGCCUGGAGCCCACAGAGGUCAGGGUGGGAGAAAUGAAUUUUGGUCUUCAGGAAACACGGCAGUGAGAGCUAUGUGACGGAUGAAAUCAAGGAAGGGGAGAAGGAAAAAUGGCCCAUUGACAGGUUAACAGAGGAGGAGACAGCCAAGGAGACUAAGGCAGCAACGGUGAGCUGGGAGGAAGGCCAGAAGGCGGAAACAGAGACCUUCAAAGAGAAGUCACCAACCGCGUGCAAUGCUGCUGGAGGCUCAGCAAAGAGGCCAGAAAAUACCUACUGGACUUGGUGACAAGGAGGUGAUGAGCAAUUCAGGCAAGAGUACCAUCAAUGACACGGCGGGAAGACACAGCAGUCUAGAGAGGGUGGGGAGUGAACAAUUUAGUUUUCGCAAAAUUCCAGCACAUUAAUUUGAAUUUGUCCUGUGAUUUUACACUUUGUAUUAUGAGCUGCAGAAUAGCCUUGGAUAUACACCGAGUUUUGUAGUCGCACCUACUGUACUUCAAUGAAUCUAAGACUGCAUUGUAUGUCCCACUAAGAAAAAUGCCAAAAUGGCGGAGGUGACAAGACCUCUCCUGGCCCCAGUGACGAUGGCAGCGUUUCAUGAGGUGGAGAUCAAGGACUUCCAAUAUGACGAGGACUCGGAGACGUACUUCUACCCCUGCCCGUGUGGGGAUUACUUCUGCAUCACCAAGGAAGAUAUGGAGCAUGGGGAAGAUGUGGCAACGCGCCCUGGCUGCUCUCUCAUUAUAAAAGUGGUUUAUGACAAAGAUCAGUUUACAUGUGGAGGGACGGUCCCGGCCCCUUCCCCCAACAAAGAACUAGUUAAAUGCUGGACUUAGGACUCCGGAGCCUAAACUUUGGGGAAUGAGCCAAGCUAGAAAAAUCAAAUGCAAAGUCACUGGCUUCUUCACGGGGACAAUCAUUUUGCAGUUUGCCG
Physeter macrocephalus (sperm whale) is the source of this 1216-nucleotide messenger RNA. Its product is annotated as diphthamide biosynthesis protein 3-like. The coding region runs from base 828 to 1118 and encodes 96 amino acids. The record is from RefSeq and is a predicted model, not a curated record. Lineage: Eukaryota; Metazoa; Chordata; Mammalia; Artiodactyla; Physeteridae. The transcript has a single exon.